Messenger RNA from Bicyclus anynana (squinting bush brown), 1897 nucleotides. RefSeq names its product COP9 signalosome complex subunit 1 (gene CSN1b). The transcript is spliced from 4 exons. The coding region runs from base 150 to 1601 and encodes 483 amino acids. The record is from RefSeq and is a predicted model, not a curated record. Lineage: Eukaryota; Metazoa; Arthropoda; Insecta; Lepidoptera; Nymphalidae. Gene Ontology annotation, cellular component: COP9 signalosome.
GUGAUUAUUUCACUGGGCAACAUUGAAGAUACCUCGUCAAAAAAGAAAAAUGCCGCUGCAAAAAAGAAACGUAAUGUUAAAGGUUGGUUUCCUGCGUUGACAAGGAAAUUCGCGUAUUUUCUUUUGUAAUUCAAGUUUAUUGAAAUAAGAUGUACGAAAUGAAUACGGCGGAACCUAUGCAAGUGGACGUUCCACUUGAAGACAAUGAGAACAAUGAAACAGAGUGUUAUGUCGUAGAGAAUCCUACAUUAGACUUGGAAACAUAUGCUGCAUCAUAUACUGGGUUUGCUAAGUUGUACAGACUCAUGUUUGUAGCAGACCACUGCCCUUCUUUAAGAUUAGAAGCUCUCAAAAUGGCUAUAUCAUACGUCAUGACUACAUAUAAUGUAAGUCUUUACCAAACACUUCACAAGAAGCUCGCUGAAGCCAUAGCGUCAGCUGGUCUGCCGGAUGUAGCCGUGCAGAUGGGCUCACAGGACAUCCCUGUGCUCGACUCCAUAUGGGUGGAAUCAAAAACUAAAAAGGCUGCCAUAAAGUUGGAAAAAUUAGAUACAGAUCUUAAGAAUUACAAAACAAAUUCUAUUAAAGAAAGCAUCAGAAGAGGACACGAUGACCUCGGCGACCAUUACCUGGACUGCGGAGACCUCACUAGCGCUUUGAAAUGCUAUUCAAGAGCCAGGGACUACUGCACUAGUGGCAAACAUAUAAUAAUGAUGUGUCUCAAUGUAGUUAAAGUGUCAGUGUAUUUGCAAAAUUGGGCUCACGUUCUCAAUUAUGUUUCCAAGGCUGAAGGGACACCAGACUUCAAUGAAGUUCCAGGAAAAGAUUCCAACCAAGCCAUACUGACUCGCUUAAAAUGUGCCGCAGGUCUAGCUGAGUUAGCUACUAAGAAAUAUAAAUCUGCUGCCAAGCACUUUCUGGCCGCCAGCAUCGACCACUGUGAGUACCCAGAGCUGCUGAGCAGCAACAAUGUCGCAGUGUACGGAGGACUUUGCGCACUGGCCACCUUUGAUCGCUCUGAACUUCAGAAGCAAGUAAUAGUUAGCAGUUCUUUUAAAUUAUUUUUAGAACUAGAACCACAAUUACGUGAUAUAAUUUUCAAAUUCUAUGAAUCGAAGUAUGCCUCGUGCUUAAGGUUACUGGAUGAAAUUAGAGACAAUCUUCUUCUAGAUAUGUAUUUAGCCCCACACCUGAGCUCUUUGUAUAUGCAGAUACGCAAUAGAGCUUUAAUUCAGUACUUCAGUCCAUAUCUCUCGGCAGACAUGCGUAUCAUGGCCGCAGCAUUUAAUCGUACAGUGAAUGCUCUCGAAGAUGAGCUGAUGCAAUUAAUUCUCGAUGGACAGAUUCAAGCUCGUAUUGAUUCUCACAACAAAAUACUCUAUGCUAAAGAUGUAGAUCAAAGAAGUACUACUUUUGAACGAAGCUUAGCUAUGGGGAAGGAAUAUCAACGAAGGACAUCUAUGUUAAUUCUACGUGCUGCAAUGCUCAAAAAUCAAAUUCAUGUUAAGAACGCUGGCCGUGAGACUGGACCACAAAGUGGUGAAGCGCCUGGCUCCAGCACCAGCCUCUCGACACGCACCUUCGACACUGUGCCCUUGUGAUGAAUUACCUCAUAAGAUAGUCAACACUUUCAUUUUUACAUGGCAAUCUAAGUGAAUUGAGCAACUGACGCUAACAGAAUUAUAGUCUGACCAGAAAAAUUAAAAAACGUCGCCAUGUUGUGCGAAAAAAGGAACUACAGUGUUAACUACAAUAUCACUCAGUGUAACAACAAACACCAUAAACAGGGGCGUAGCUAAUGUUACGGGGCCCCCGGACUACAGUGGUCCCUUAUGUGUGAAAGCAAAAUUUAGUAAAAUUCACUUAAUCUGGUGUUGCCCGAAAAAAAAACAUUAUU